Molecule: messenger RNA, 2328 nt
Organism: Kazachstania africana CBS 2517
Lineage: Eukaryota; Fungi; Ascomycota; Saccharomycetes; Saccharomycetales; Saccharomycetaceae
Gene: SCH9
Product: serine/threonine protein kinase SCH9
Exons: 1
Coding region: 1-2328 (775 amino acids)
Biological process (GO): protein phosphorylation
Molecular function (GO): ATP binding; protein serine/threonine kinase activity
Source: RefSeq, a predicted model, not a curated record
AUGAAUUUCUUUGGAUCCAAGAAUGAAUCUAAUCCUGAUUCAACCAAGAAUAAUAAUGCAAAUCUCAGAUUAAAUAUUAAUACUUCAAAUAAUGCUUAUUUUCCCAAGUUCACAGCACAAACAGCAACACCAACCACUGCUAUAAGUCAGAAUCUAUACGCGAUAGGAACCACAGGGUUGGCAGGUAUAAAUAAUGAAUCUCCCCUCUCUCAAGGCGACAACAAUAAUGGACUGACCGCUGCUACAAACAACCCUCAAGUAUUAAUAUCACAACCAACUUCAUCAUCUACCUAUACAGCUAAAGAAUCCUUAACGCAGGUCUCACAUGGAUAUUCUUCCUUGUCUUCAGGAAGUUCCACUAUGACGAAUCAUAGCAACAUACAGCAACAUCAUGAUACGAAAGAUACUGGCACCCUUUCAUCUCGUCUGCAUAACGGACAACCAGAAGCUACUGCAACCACUUUUGCAAAGGGCUCCGAUGCAGACACUGAUAUACCGAGAGGAAGAUUAGAAGUCACCAUCAUACAAGCUAGAAAUCUCUCAAUCAGAACAACGAACUCUCAACCUUAUGUUGUUUGUACUUUUGAAAGCUCAGAAUUUAUUUCAGAUGGUCCAGAAACGAUAAAAAACACACACUCAGAUUUAAGUGGAAAACAUAACAAAUUGAGCGUAGAUUUACCUGUAGUUAGGGAAUUUAAGAAAAGACCACUCUAUACACAUAGUUCAUCCUCGCAACUAGAUAAACUAAUAAUUAAUAAUAAUGCAACUAAUGAAGGUGAAAAUGCUCUGGUCAGAAACGCCAAUGACCUAGAUAAUACCCUUAACGACAGCAAUUCUUCCAAUCCAACAUGGCACCAUAAAGCUACUUUUGAUGUAAUUGGCGCACAUUCGGAGCUGGAUAUAUCAGUGUACGAUGCUCUAAAUGAUGAUAUGUUUUUAGGCCAAACAAGAUUACACCCUCGUAUUCAUAAUUCCAGAAUGGUAUCGUCUGAAAAUUGGUAUAAAUUACAAAGCCGUGUAAUCGAUGAGAACGUCAGCGGUGAAAUUUUAAUCAAAUGGAACUAUUCAUCGAUUAAGAAGAGACACUAUGGCCCUCAAGAUUUUGAAGUGUUGAGAUUACUUGGGAAAGGUACUUUUGGUCAGGUAUAUCAAGUAAGAAAAAAAGAUACGAAAAGAAUAUAUGCAAUGAAAGUUUUAUCCAAAAAGGUUAUUGUCAAAAAGAAUGAAGUGGCCCAUACUAUAGGUGAAAGAAACAUUUUAGCAACAACAGCAGGCGAUUCAUGUCCUUUUAUAGUGGGUUUAAAAUUUUCAUUCCAAACGCCAGCAGAUUUAUACCUGGUAACAGAUUAUAUGAGUGGUGGUGAACUGUUUUGGCAUUUACAAAAGGAAGGUAGAUUUGCAGAAUAUCGUGCUAAGUUUUACAUAGCAGAGUUAGUUUUAGCUCUAGAAUACUUACAUGACAAUGACAUCGUUUAUAGAGAUUUGAAGCCCGAGAAUAUCUUAUUGGAUGCCAAUGGUAACAUUGCAUUAUGUGAUUUUGGUCUUUCAAAAGCAGAUUUAAAGGACCGUACAAAUACCUUUUGUGGAACAACAGAAUAUUUGGCACCAGAGCUUCUGUUAGAUGAAACGGGAUACACUAAAAUGGUUGAUUUUUGGUCCUUGGGUGUCUUAAUAUUUGAAAUGUGCUGUGGUUGGUCGCCAUUUUUUGCUGAAGAUAAUCAGAGAAUGUAUCAAAAAAUUGCCUUUGGUAAAGUAAAAUUUCCUCGUGAUGUAUUAUCUCCAGAAGGAAGGUCCUUCGUUAAAGGUCUGUUAAACAGAAAUCCAAAGCAUAGAUUAGGAGCAAUUGAUGAUGGGAGGGAAUUGAGGGCGCAUCCUUUUUUCUCUGACAUUGAUUGGGAAGCAUUGAAGCAAAAGAAAAUUCCACCACCUUUCAAACCACAUUUGACUUCUGAAACUGACACAUCGAAUUUUGAUCCAGAAUUCACAACAGCUUCAACGUCUUAUAUGAAUAAAAAUCAAAAUAUUGCUGCCACGCCUUUGUCUCCAGGUAUGCAAGCAAAAUUCGCCGGUUUCACCUUUGUUGAUGAAUCUGCAAUGGAGGACUUUCACAAUUCAACUUAUAAUAACCGCAAACUUCUCCAGAAUUCAUACUAUAUGGAGCCAGGCUCUUUUAUCCCAGGUAAUCCAAAUUUACCGCCCGAUGAAGAUGUGAUAGAUGAUGAACAAGAGUAUGAAAAUGACAAGAUUACUAAUGGAUCUAGCCAAAUUGACUUUGAUGGGGAUCAUCACAUGGAUGAUGAGUUCGUCAGUGGCAGAUUCGAAAUUUAA